AUGGGAUCGCGUGAUGAUUCGAUAUGGAAGUUCCGUUAUGAGCAUCAACGGGUCGACGAUGUGACCAGUUCCAUGCCGGUGUUUCGGCAUCCGCUCCUUUCGUCUUUUCUACUGAAUAGGGAGCCUGCUCAAGAUGCGCAUGAACCGUGCAAAUAUGAUUUCAUUGAUCCAUUGGGCGCAACAGUUAAAGAAGACUCGGAAAAUAAUCUCACUCGAUUGGACUUGGACGCCGUAGAGGACAUUUCCCUUAGAAAGGAAAACAUUCUGGAUAAUACAUUGGAGACAAAACACAAGGAGGGGCCAAUAAGAGUCAAAAUAAGUUGCUUUUCUAGGUUGGAAAUACUUGAGGACAUGUCAGGUCUUCGACGAUUGUCAGAAACUUCUCAAAACGAGUUCGUCAGUCACGUCAACAAACUUCGAGAACUUUUGAUCACAGCUUGGCAGGAUAACAAAAGGAUAGAAGCUGUCCGGGUAGAUGCAAUUCUGGUUACUGAACUUGCACGUCUGUUGUCUGCUCCCACCACACCGUCGUUCUUCCCUGUUCAAUGGGUCCUUGUAACCGAUAUUCUUGACCUAUUCGGAAAGCUUGUAUAUGACCGUCUGUUUUUGAAAGCAAAUGAGGAAAGAAAGGCUGCUGGCUGUGCUGCCUUACAAAGUAAUUUUGUUUCUGAUGAUAUUCUAUCUGACACCACUGAAGUUGCAAGAAAUUGGUUUUGCAAGAUUGCUGACAUCAAGGAAGUAGUUCCACGAUUUUAUGUGGAAAGCACUCUAAUAGGUUGUUUGCGCUUUCUGGAUAGCGCUACACUAAGCGUAAAUCUUCUGAGGCUUACUAAAAUGGUCGAGAAAUUUCCACACCCCUUAUCAGCAGCAUAUGCGCGUGCCUAUAUAUGCAAAAUAUCUAUGAUUCUGGAACCAACUGAUCGAGGACCGCAUUGGAAAGCACUGAAUGACUGGAUGCAGCCUUUGAGUAGUACUGAUAAUGGCUUGAACUAUUUACUAUUCAGUUUUCUUUUGAGUCUAUCAUUUUAUGAUAAACGCCAGACAGAGUUCAUCGCACCAGCAUUGGAAUGGAUUGUGCAGUGUGUUUCCUACGGUGCAACAACGAUGGAAGAUCUCGGUCCAUUGUGGGAGUACUGCAAGCAGCCUGAGCAACUAGUUUCACUCCUACACCCGUUUGUGGUAGCAGUGUCACUCGAGUACCUCUCAAACUACUGCAUAGAAGUCUGUGAAAUUGUUAGUUCUCAUUUAUACUUUUCGGUAAAUGAACUGUCCGAUCUAUGCGAACUUAUAUUGGAGAAACUUCAUCUUUUCAAUGAUACAAAGGAAUAUUUCGCCAACUUGGCUGCUACUGUGGAAAAUCUUGUGUGUUGUGGUGCAGAAGAUCUCUUGUUGUUACUAGGGGCGAAGUCUUUUGUUAGUAUUUUGGACUAUAUCAGAGAUGAGCCUUAUGGAUCAUGUUGUGCGAAAGCUCUGCUAACCGCUGUUAUACGUUCUUUUCCUGUAGCUAGUGUCGAUAAUUUCCAUGUUAUAAACCAGAUUAUCGAGCAUUGCAGCCGCCUCUGCUUGUCAAUUCGACCAGACUCGAUUACAGAUGAGGUCCGUGUAAUAGAGCGUGUCGUUUCGUCAGCGCUGGAUCGUCCUUUCCUGCACGAUGAUCCAGAGCGGUAUCUCGCAUUCCUCGUCCGGGCUCGUUCAUCCCUAUAUCAGACCGAUACUAUCAUAGCACAUAUUAUAAAUUUGAUGAUAUCGCUUGGUUUCCAUUUCUUUAAUUCUCAGCGGUCGAAGAAAAAAGGAACCUUCAUGAGAGUUUUAAUCGCUAAUUUGUUCAUCACUAUACCGUCCCUCAACGAUCUAGUGAUGCGGUUUCAGUUUUCGCUGCAAACCGUUUACCUUAGCCUGCUGACAAACUCUGUGUCGCAAACAGAAGCGUUGUUGUUGUUUUCUUUGGAAACUCUAAACGAACUGACAUUGCCGCCACUUCAGUUGCUGUCUAUUUUUGCACAGUUUCUUGCCUUACUUGUUUAUGUACCUGAUAUUCCGCAAAAACCGUUGUUAUUCCUGUUCGAUUCUUUUUCCCAGGUCAUUCAAAGAAGAAAAUGGUGCCAAAACCAAGAAGAUUUGUUAGGUAGUGCAUGGAUUCUUUGCCUGCAAUAUCUAUGGGCGGUAUCUCAACCAGAUUUCACUGUUAAGUUCGCAAACGUUCAGUCGAAUGAUGUGUACUAUGGUUCUAGUGAGGCCUAUAGGAUGUCAGUGAUGGAGAAGGUGGAUUUCACAAUGCAGCAAGUGCUCUCUCUCAUUGAGGCACAGUCAUCUACAAAGCCAACUGUCGCACUCAGUUUGUUAGAAUUUGCUGUGAUGAGGCUAGAAAUUGAAGGACCCGUGGUGAAGUUGGUGUCGAAUCUUGUGAAGCGUUGCGCCAGGAGUGGUCAAUUCGAAUCGCGUGUGGUCCAUGUGAUUAAAGACUUAACGAAGUUGUCAGAAACGAAUGACGAAUUGAAACAAGCUUUGGUUAAGAUGAAGAUGUUGCUUGGUGAACAAGAUUCUUCACCUGAUGUCGAGGUCGAAGAGUUCCGCGAUUUGGUGAGGAAGCGUUCAGAUAUUGAAACGAAAAUGGAUUAUUUAGACGAGGAGGCAAAACAGGUGAAACUUGCUCUGGAAUUGCAAAAAAGCAUGACAGACUGCUACUCAAACCGUGCAUCAGAUUGUCCACUCCAGACAAGUAUUGAGGAAAAUUUGGUCGAAAUGUUCUAUAUACAAAAUGAAGCGAAAUAUAUCUGCAUAAAUCUUGGUGACGUGUUUCUUUCACUGAGAGACCACAUUUAUCAAGUGGAUAGUCCGUUGCCGGCAGUUGACAGAGAACUGUCGAAUGUUCUAGGUAGCUUCACGCUACAGCUCCCUUGUUGCCUUAUAGAUCUACUUGCCGGAUGCCCUGAUAAUGACGAUCCAGUCAAUGCACUGCGUGUUCUUUUGCCUAGGGAUCGAUUCCAGUCAUUACCAGCUGGAACGUCGUCUACAGAUGCGCUGCUUGUUCUGAACCAGUCACAAAAACAUCUACUACGUAUGGUCGUCACUAAAGAACAAUCUUUUUUCAUAGUCACUGUCACUUUACGGGAUUCUACUCUCAGAAAUCGUUUACGACAAGCAUUGCAGGUGCAUGUUAUUCACAUAGCAUCACGAAUUUUGAAACGUCCAUCAUCAAAUUCAUUAUCAAUUAUUGAUUGUAGUACUUUAAACGAGUUAUACGACAGCGUUAUAUUGUCAUUUUCAACGUAA
This is a messenger RNA of Angiostrongylus costaricensis, 3273 nucleotides long. The record is from the annotation of a GenBank genome assembly. NCBI's taxonomy places the organism in Eukaryota, Metazoa, Nematoda, Chromadorea, Rhabditida, Metastrongylidae.